This is a messenger RNA of Rhopilema esculentum, 1326 nucleotides long. NCBI's taxonomy places the organism in Eukaryota, Metazoa, Cnidaria, Scyphozoa, Rhizostomeae, Rhizostomatidae. The record is from the annotation of a RefSeq genome assembly.
UUGUGGUUAUCUAUAGCACUAUGGUCUUUUUAUACUUAUGAUACACUUUUCCAUUUCAAUACUUCUAAGUUCUGAACAACCCUGCUGUCUAAUUCAGUCCAAUGGGGGCCUCUACAUUUUGCUAUUGAUCAAAUUUCUUUGCCUUUUAUAUUACUAACCGGCCUAUUAACACCUAUAUGUAUAUUGAUAAGUUGAACCUCUAUUAAAUUUUUGGUUAAAGAAUUCAUACUUCUAUUACUAGUAAUUCACUUACUAUUAAUAGGGGUUUUUGCUUCCUUAAAUAUACUAUUAUUUUAUAUAUCUUUUGAAGGUAUACUUAUACCUAUGUUUCUUAUUAUAGGAAUAUGGGGAUCUAGGAAGGAAAAAGAAAGAGCUGCUUUCUAUUUUUUCUUUUUCACUUUAGUUGGUUCUUUAUUUAUGUUACUUGGUAUUUUCACUCUUUAUAAAUAUUUUGGAACCUUAGAUUAUCAAACUCUAAUUUUGUCGAAUAUUCCUGUUAAUAUCCAAUAUUGAAUAUUUGCCAGCUUUUUUUUAAGUUUGGCUGUUAAAGUACCAAAAUUACCCGUACAUAUUUGACUACCCCAAGCUCAUGUUGAAGCCCCUGUAGCAGGAUCUGUUUUGUUAGCAGGAGUAUUAUUAAAAUUAGGAGGCUACGGUUUAAUACGGUUUUCUUGACCUUUAUUACCACAAGCCUCAGAGUUUUUCUCUCCUCUAAUAAUUUUAUUAGGGUCAUUAGCAGUAGUGUAUGCAAGUUUAUCUACCUGUAGACAAACUGACUCAAAAAAAUUAGUAGCAUAUUCUUCAGUCGCCCAUAUGGGGUUGGUGACAGUAGCAUUGUUUUCUAAAACACCUGAAGGAGUGGUGGCAGCAAUUAUAUUAAUGGUGGCUCACGGUUUUGUAAGCUCAGGGCUAUUUAUUGUAGUUACAAAUUUAUAUGAAAGAUUACACACUAGGGUAUUUAGAUACUAUAGAGGAGUAGUUUAUUUAAUGCCACUAUUUACCACUUUAUUUUUCCUAUUAAUAUUAGGUAAUAUAGCAUUUCCCAUAUCAUUAAACUUUAUAGGUGAAUUCAUAUCUAUACUAUCUGCCUUUCAAUAUAGCAUAAUAGCAAUUCUAUGUCCAUUAUUAGGAAUGGUUUUAUCUGCAGCUUAUAGUCUGGUUUUUUUUAAUAAAAUUUCUUUUGGGACACCUUCGAAACACACUUAUUAUAUUAGAGAUAUAAAUAGGAGAGAAUUACAUUCACCAUUGAUUCUUCUAUUUCUAACAAUAGUAUUAGGUUUAUCUCCGACUUCUAUUGGUUUAGCUCUAAGCCUCCCUUAUUUCUAA